AUGGUCAGGCUAUUGUCACUUGCACUCCUGGCACCGCUGGCUGCGGCCUCCGUGUCCAACAUUCACAUCCCGCAGCUGGCCACGACAAUCGCCAUCAACCUGCCACCCAACAGCAACGACGUGAACUUUUACAUGGUGGCGCCGACGCACUAUACCUAUGUCGCCCUCGGCUUCGGCAGCAGCAUGGCCAACUCGUUCAUGCUCAUCGCGUACCCUGCGGCGGACGGCAGACACAUGACGGUCUCGCCCCGGCUGGGCACGGGCAACACGGAGCCCCAGUUUGACGGCAACUACCGUGUCUGGCUCAACGGCAAUUCGACCGUCUACGGCUCGUACAUGAUUGCCAGCGGCACCUGCUUCAACUGCCGGUCCUGGCCCGGCGGCAGCCUCAACAGCUUCACCACCAGCCAGCCCAUGAUGUACGCCCUCGGUCCGUCCUAUGCCACGGCCCUCGCCAGCAACGACCAGGGCGUCACGCUGCAGAAGCACGAAGCCUACGGCCGCUACCUGAUGAGCACCAUCCAGGCGACGGGCUACGGCGGCACGGGCGUCUUGACGAGCAUCGACAACCAGGCCAACACCGGCACGCAGCCCGUCAACACGUACGGCGCCAACAGCCCCAACGGCGUCGUGCUCAACGACCGCGACGGACUGGGCCUCGCGCACGGCAUCGUGCUCGCCAUCGCCGCCCUCGUCCUCGCGCCCGUCGACAUCCUCUUGGGCAGCGGCCGUCUGCUGGCCCGCUUCCCGCUGGUGCACGCCCUCGGCAGCCUGCUGUACCUGCUCCUGCUCGUGGCGGGCCUGGGCACGGGCGUCCGCGCCAGCUUCGAGUACGUCGCCACGCGGCACUUUGCCACGGCGCAUCAGGUCAUCGGCUUCAUCACCUUCUUCAUGGGCCUCGUGCUGCUGGGUCUGGGCAUGGCCCUGCACGUCGGGCGGGCCUUGUCAUCGUCUGGCGAGCGCGGCAUCGUGGCCGCCGUGCACACGUGGGGCACGCGCUUCCUCUGGGUCUUGCUUCUCAUCGACGGUGGACUCGGCCUCAAGCUGGCCGACGCAUCCCUCGGCCUCGUCAUUGGCUACGCGGUUCUGUCCGGCAUCACGUUCCUGGCAGUUGUGUUUGUGCUGGCCUGCCUGUGGUGCGUCGGUGGCCGCAAGGCGCGUGCUCGUGAUGGUUCCGUGGGCGACCGCGGAAGUCCGGUCCGCUUCAGUUUCAACAACCGCAAAAGCGUGAACUCACGUAAGACGUCGGGUGACUCGGAACCUGUCAUCAUCCCCGAAAACCGGCACGCAAGGUAA
Sporothrix brasiliensis 5110 is the source of this 1296-nucleotide messenger RNA. RefSeq lists its product as uncharacterized. The coding region runs from base 1 to 1296 and encodes 431 amino acids. The transcript is spliced from 2 exons. Lineage: Eukaryota; Fungi; Ascomycota; Sordariomycetes; Ophiostomatales; Ophiostomataceae. The record is from RefSeq and is a predicted model, not a curated record.